This is a messenger RNA of Scheffersomyces amazonensis, 774 nucleotides long. RefSeq lists its product as uncharacterized. The coding region runs from base 1 to 774 and encodes 257 amino acids. The record is from RefSeq and is a predicted model, not a curated record. Lineage: Eukaryota; Fungi; Ascomycota; Pichiomycetes; Serinales; Debaryomycetaceae. The transcript has a single exon.
AUGAACUCACUAGACAAUAAUUCCAUUGGCAGUAACGGUGAAAAUCAACCAUCAAAUUUAUAUGACGAAGAUUCAAUGAAUGACACGAAUAGUAAUUAUUCUUAUCAUCAAACUCCUCAUCGCUCAUCAACUAUCCAUAGAUCAGAGUCAGAUAUACAAUUACAUGAUAUACCGAGCAGUCCCUUACUGUCUCAAACAAGUGUAUCGAAGUCAUACUCUAUGAAUCUAUCUUCAUCUCCGCCAAAUCUUAUAGACGAUAUUCAUCAGAUACAACGAAGACGUCAAAAUCAACUAUACAAACCAUUUUCUGCUAGUUCAUCUCCCAUGGAAGUUCGACAAUUUCAAAUGCUUUCUCAUUCAUCGUCUCCCUUGCGUAAUGAUAGAAUCAAUAUGCGAAAUAAGCAUAACAAGUUGAAACAGGUGCGUGAUCAAUAUAUGCAAGAUAAGAUAUUACUUCAAAGAGAUAAAUUUAAUGAAUUGCAAUUUCGUGACGAUCUUCAUCGUCAUUAUGAACAAGAAUUUGAGCAACUAACUAAGGGCCUUGAUUUGGAAACAUUGUUGCAGGAUGAAGAAGAGAUUACUGUGAAUACAACUAACUUGGAUGGUGCUGCACCUGCACCGAUUGAGGUGAGAAAUACCACUCCCGGUGCUAAUGAAAAUAAUAAUGAAGUCUAUGAAGCCUAUAUUGCAGAUUAUGAGAAUGACUUAGAAGAAUAUGAAAUUCAGCAAGAGUUGGAAAUUGCCGAUAUGUUAAGAGAGUUACACUUGACUUGA